AAACAAACUUAACCCAAAAGUCGAUCAGCAAGACGCGAGGUCGUACGCAGGGCAAGGCGUCGACUGUCACUUCUUGCCCGAACUUUGGGAGGGUUGUGUUGUGGGCGGGCUUCAGCCUGACGUUUAGUCAUUUGUUUUCGCGUAUCGUUCGGCAGGCGCGUCUCGUUCGAGAUGGUGUCCCCCACGACUGUGAUCAAGAGUGUUGGACCGAAGCUUGUGCCGUUCUUCAAGACAGCGGCCGUCUAUUUUGUACUCUUUAUUCCGGAAGACCGGCCGUCAUGGCUGGCGCUGGUGAUCAAGUGUCUGCCCAUCCUCUCCCUGCUGGUGUUCGUGCUUCUCCACGGCAUGAGCCUUGGCGAUGAGUACUCCUACGCCCGCCGCAUCAUGCUGGGCCUGAGCUUCUGCAUGCUGGGCGACGCGCUGCUCGUCUUCCCCGGCUACUUCCUGGAGGGCAUGGCCGCCUUCGCAGUCGGUCACGUGUUCUACGUCGCCGCGUUCGGCUUCAAGCCGCUGAACCCAUCGGCCGGGGCCGUGCUGUACGGCGCCGGUGCGGCAGGGCUGUACCUGCUCAUGCCGGGGGCCGACGGCGUGUUCGUGGUGGGCCUGCCGUUGUACGCGCUGGCACUCAUCACCAUGGUGUGGCGCGCCAUCGCCCGCGUCCAGCUGCUCGAGGACUUUUGGACCUGGACCAAGCUCUGCUCCUGCAUCGGGGGCAUCUGCUUCGUGAUCUCGGACACCUUGAUCGGCUUCCAUGUCUUCUACGGCGCCCCAUACAUCCAGGCGGCCGUCAUGGUACUCUACUACGCCGCCCAGAUGGGUAUAGCCCUCAGCGUGGUGGACUCGAAGGCGUCUUACCUGGACGCGCGGCGUCGUCAACGCGAGCUUCUGACCUCGGCCGCCGCCGGCGUGGCGCAGUAGACUGCUGACGCUCACGUCGCUAGCGCUGCGCUGUGGCCGAGCGCGCAGGCUCAAGUUCAAAGCUUGGCCGUAGUGAGCUGUCGUCGUGACAGCGAUGUCUGACGAUGUGCCCCCGCCUGGUCGGAUAGUGUGCCUGAUGUUUUAUGGGACGGGUUGUGGUAAGCCGUGAUUCGCUUUCGAAGUGAUCGCCCCGUUUUGUGGCUGCUGCCUGGAAGCUUGCAGAUUACUACCAGCUUGAAUCUGUCAUGACUCGGCAGAAGCGUAUAGCUUUUUGGAACAUACCCUGUUUUGGGCCUUCUGGCUUAUGAUUUAAGGCGACUGAAGACAUCUUUAAGGUUUCACAUGCUAUUGAAGUAAUCCUAAUCUCAAAUGUUGGCCAUCUGAUAUUAUUUGGAACAUGGGACAUCUCACAGGCUGAUGUCAUGCAAAUUGUGAUCAUGGAUGUUAGCCAGCUGAUAUUAUUUGAAGUGUGUCGCUUAAAGAUUUCUGUUGUAUUUCGAGGGAGAAAAGAUGUCACAUGAAGUGAAUCCGGUGAGUCAGAUUUUGUGAUUAAGCUAAGGAACUGUUACCCGGGCGGGUAGCGGCCGCCUGAAAAGUGCACAUAUGAGCAUAGUUGCAUUUGAAGGUACAACGGAGCCCACUAAACCUCAAAGUGCUAUGUGCAAUCUGACUCAGUAGGUCGGUGUGCACUCGUGUGGCGACUGAUGGCACGGAUGGGAAAUUCUAGGGAAUGUCUCAGUGCCGAUCCAGCUUGCCUCUGAGUGUCACAUGAGGGUCCGACCCCAUCCGAAGUUGGGUAUGUGGCGUAGGUGGGGUCUGCUGCCACCUCCUGGCUCGGCCUGCCUCCCAUCCGCUGGCCACCGGCGCUGCUCGGUGGUGAGGCCUAGCUCAGCACUCUGAGGUCACGGCGGCUUGAGUGCCCGAUCUUAUCCGGGGUGCGCUCCGUGGUCACCUGCCAUGGCCGACCGGGUCCUCUCGUCAGCUGCUAUCGCGUCUGCCGUACGAGUGCCCUCGUGUCUGCAGCGCUGCUGCCUCCUCACAGGAGUUGAGAGUGAGAGGAUCAGUUGUUGGUCACUCCGCCUUGCAGUUCCCGUGUCGGUUUUGGCGUACGUCGCCACUUGAUUCGUCUGCAGUUCUAGGGUAGCGGUGUUGUGGGUGUAGUCUAGAGGGUUGGAGCAGCUACCGAGGCUCGUAGAUUGUACGUAGCAUUGCUUCCACGCGCACUCUUCCCAUGCGUUUCCGCCGAUGACCAGGGAGCCAUAUUGGGUUGUUCAUUUGCAAUAUUCGCCCUCACCUUAUCCCGAGUGGUGAACUGAGCUUCUGUUUAGCUAUGGUGUCGUCCGAUUCGUGAUUAGGCGCGAUCUGUGUAAUAUAACGAUGUAUCGUUUCCUCCAAGCAUCCUGCGUGGUGUAGGUCCGAUGGUCACCCGUGCGGACCAAAGGCGUGUUGACGGGGCGUAAGUCAAGCUCCCCGCAUCAAAUUCCGAUGCUCAAACAGCCGUCGCGUUGCGACCAGAUCUUGCUUGCAUCGAGAUGGAACGAAAUCCGAUCCACGGCGAGGAGUUUGCCGGAGGGAGGUGUUUGUCUCCGGCUUGCCCACAGGCUCACGAGAGCCGAGGGCCCCACGAGUGUCGAUCGAACGGGGAGAGUUGCGUUCGCGGCAGGGAGGGCAGGGUUAGCUUAUAGUGGGGUGGUGAAGGAGAGGGUGGGUUCGGCGCAGGGAGCACAUGGCCCAGGUUGGAAUGACGAGGGAGUGGGGGACGGAGGAAGGGCUCGUCUGGUCGCAACUCAGGAUGCCGACGUGUGGUCUCGUCUUAAUGCAGCGCUGUGUUGAUCGUGUCACACCAUUGUACAUUGUCGUCGCGUGCUGUCGUGGGUCAGGGGCAGCCAAUGCCGGAUGGUCGACGGACCGCACGCUGUCAGCGAGAACACGUCAUCACUGAGCCUACGCCAAAUAUACCAUGUGAAUCAUA
Pollicipes pollicipes is the source of this 2890-nucleotide messenger RNA. Its product is annotated as lysoplasmalogenase-like protein TMEM86A. Gene Ontology annotation, cellular component: membrane. The record is from RefSeq and is a predicted model, not a curated record. The transcript has 6 exons. NCBI's taxonomy places the organism in Eukaryota, Metazoa, Arthropoda, Thecostraca, Pollicipedomorpha, Pollicipedidae. Gene Ontology annotation, molecular function: hydrolase activity. Bases 172 to 918 code for a protein of 248 amino acids.